CGUUGUUGUGCUAAGCUGCUAUUGAAAGCGGUCGCAAGCCGAUGUAAUGCAAAGGAGCUUGCUUAGGCUGCAAUGCAUGUGAAGCAUUGCCCGGCAUUGCACAGGCUCACCGGCUAUCUCAAAAAACCUCCCGACCUUCUUUGAGGAAGCACAUUUCCCCUCAGCAAACAUCAAGGGCAGCCAGCAGGUCUUGCCAGCAUUCUCUCCAAAGAAUCAGCGCGACGUCCAGCAAGAAACCCUCGCUUUCGCGCUAAGAAGCCACCUCUCGCGAACAUGGUGAUCAAGGGCAGCCUCCCCAUUGCCUCCUCCUCCGCCCCCUCCACUCUCGCGGGUCCCAAAGGUUUGGCAGCGUGGCAGCAGCGGCAGAAGCAGGCUGGGAACUCCUCCACUUCCACUGAGGGGGGGUCUGACACCAACCCCUUCCUGAGCAUGCUCUCCGGGGGGGCCCUCCAGGCAGGCUUCCAGCACAUCCCGCGCCCCCCCAUGGGGUACACGGAGAACAGCUCCUGGACGUUCACCCAAUCCGGCAGCGCGUGCCUGGACUUCUUCUUCCAGGUCGUCGCGGACACCCCCCCUGAAAGGGUGCGCCAGCUGCUGGGGGCGGCGUGGAAGGAGGACCCCCUGCUGGCGCUGAAGCUGCUGUUCCAUCUCAGGGGGGUGCGCGGGACGGGCAAGUCCGAGAAGGGGGGCUUCUACACGGGGGGGCUGUGGCUGGCGGAGCAGCACCCGGGGACGCUGCUGGGCAACCUGAGGCAGGUCGGCGUGUUCGGGUACGACAAGGACCUGCUGGAAAUCGUGCUCAGAGUCCUGGAGGGUCCGGAGGGGACUGCCCAGCGCGCACAGCAGAAGGCAACCCACGACGUGGCGGUCAAGGCCGGCAAGGCGCGGGCGGCCCGCAAGGAGAGCGUGAAGCAGGCGGGGGUGUUCGCUCACAAGAAGGGCGAGGCUGCCCGGGUGGCGAAGCGGGAGGGGACGCUGAAGCCGCGAGAGGAGCGCAUCGCGCUGCAGCUGGAGAAGAACAAGGAGGCGGGCGAGCGCGCGCGCGUGGAGCGCAAGGAGCGCGAGUACGAGCUCGCGGCGCGCUCGGUGCGCGUCUACGCCCACAACGGGAGCUACCGCGCGCUGCACGACACGGUGGCGGACGUGUUCGCGGAGCAGCUGGCGCGCGACGUGGACAGCCUGCGCGCGGGGCGGCCGUAUGACGUCAGCCUGGCGGCCAAGUGGGCGCCCAGCCCGGACAAGAGCUACGACCGCGCGACGCUGCUGUGCGAGGCGAUCGCGCGGCGGAUGUUCCCCCGGGGGGCGGCCGAGGCGGGGCUGUCGGAGGCGGAGGACGCGGCGCGCGCGCGUGACCAGCUGCGGCGCUCGGUGCUGACGCCGCUCCGCGCGGCGCUGGCGGUGCCGGAGGUUUUCUUCGCGGCGCAACGGUGGCACGAGGUGCAGUACAAGCGCGUGCCGAGCGUGUGCAUGCGCAUGAACAAGGACGUGUUCGUGAAGCACGACAAGGAGCGCUUCGAGGCGUUCCUCGCGGACGUGGCGGCCGGGAAGACCAAGAUCGCGGCGGGGGCGGUGCUGCCGCACGAGGUGCUGCAGGAGGCGGUGACCGGUUCCGGCGCCGGGGCGGAGGUGGCGGAACGGCAGUGGGAGCGGAUCGUGGCGGAUCUGAAGCAGAAGGGCAGCCUGGCCAACUGCAUGGCUAUCUGUGACGUCAGCGGGUCGAUGUACGGAACGCCGAUCCAGGUCGCGAUCGCGCUCGGGAUGCUGGUGGCAGAACUGGCGGAGGCGCCGUGGGGGGGCAAGCUGAUCACGUUCAGCGCAAACCCGCAGAUGCACGAGGUGCGGGGGGGUAACCUGCGGGAGAAAUACCGCUUCGUGUCGCAAAUGCAGUGGAACAUGACCACCGACUUCCAGAAGGUUUUCGACAACAUGCUGGCGCUCGCGCAGGCGACCAACCUCCCGCCGGACGCCAUGGUGCGUCGCCUCUUCGUGUUCAGCGACAUGGAGUUUGACGCCGCGAGCGCGCGGCCGUACCAAACGGACUACGCGGAGAUUGAGCGGAAGUUCCGGGAGGCGGGCUACGGAACGCCGCCGGAAAUCGUGUUCUGGAACAUGCGGGACACUUCGAGCACGCCCGUGAUCGCGACGCAGCGCGGGGUGGCCAUGGUGUCCGGGUUCUCGAAGAACAUCCUGAAGCUGUUCCUGGACAACGACGGGGACAUCGACCCGAUGGUCAUCGUGCGCAAGGCGGUGGCGGGGCCCGAGUACGAGAAGCUGACACUGGUGGACUGAGGGGGCAAAAUGAAAGAAAUCAAAGGACAAGUCUUGAAAAGAAAAGGAGUUGAGUUUUGAGUUUGCAGAGUGUACACUGAGGUUUAGAAGACUGCAGCCAUUUUUAUUGUAAUUGACGGGAAAGUGGCCGUGCCAACUUUGAAUCUAGGAAAAUAGACCGACUGUAUCAUCGAAGUAAAGUUGUCUGAGAGGUCCUCGAGCCGGCUGGUGUGUACGUCGACAAGAAGUGUUUGAAACUGUCAGCAGAUAGGUACAGUUGAAAGGAAGAGGGCAAAGCCCUGGACGAUCCUGUGAAAGUGAAAGCCAGAGACCGAUACUUGCAGCAUAUAUUCGGAAAAUCUGUAAAUCUGAGUCUUGAAUCGUUUAAAGAGCUGCAAUAGCCAGGUCGCAUCUGUCAUUAAGUUCAUCAACCGCUGGCAAAAGCUUGCAUCCCAAAGUCCUGGCACUUUCCCCGGCU
This is a messenger RNA of Klebsormidium nitens, 2746 nucleotides long. Lineage: Eukaryota; Viridiplantae; Streptophyta; Klebsormidiophyceae; Klebsormidiales; Klebsormidiaceae. The record is from the annotation of a GenBank genome assembly.